Messenger RNA from Tribolium castaneum (red flour beetle), 5521 nucleotides. It is a transcript of the gene Dab, whose product is annotated as Disabled. NCBI's taxonomy places the organism in Eukaryota, Metazoa, Arthropoda, Insecta, Coleoptera, Tenebrionidae. The transcript has 12 exons. Gene Ontology annotation, cellular component: cytoplasm. Bases 579 to 5240 code for a protein of 1553 amino acids. The record is from RefSeq and is a predicted model, not a curated record.
GACGAGAAAAUGCGGGGAAAUUGCAGUAAUUGCACAAACAACUGUUAUGGAAGAGAUGAAACCAUGAUGGUAUGACGUUACUGUGAUGGAUGCCGCUUUUAUGGUACAUUUAUCUCCAUGACGGUGGUUUCUUGUGAUUUCGGAAAAUUUGCGCCCCAAGUUGGAAGGAACCAUUAUCCAAAUGGUUGAAAUACCAUCAGAGGGUAGUUUUUCUUUUUUUUUUAACUAUUAUGGCAAAAAUCAGGUGUUGGGUUAUUUUCUGGUAAAUCGUAGAAAUAGAGCUAGAGCUUGUAAACUUUUUCAAAAUCAAUAAAAUGUGAUUACACCACGCCGAACUGAGCAUGUGCAAGCUUCAACCCCAAACUUGCUACACCCCUAAAUAGGGUUGAUCAAUGGAUUCAAUGAUCAAUAUAAGAAUUAAUUCAGUGCACACAAAAUGAACCACUUUCAGCUAACCGCUCUGUAAAUACCCAAUUUCCAUUAUUAUGGGAAGUGUAAAGUCAAUUUAUAAUGUGAUAAAAUGUGAUGGUUUGGUCCCGGAUGGUUAACAGUGUUUUAAAACCCACCUCUGACUAACCAUGCAAACAUUACGCAAAAAAACAAGUCCCCUGAAAUCGUAUUUCCUCUCAGAUAAGAACGAGACCACCCGAUUCCUGGGCGAUGGUGUGAGUUUUAAGGCCAAACUGAUCGGGAUUUUGGAAGUGUCCGAAGCCAGAGGGGACCGCAUGUGCCAGGAGGCCCUGUCUGACCUGAAAAUGGCCAUCAGAGCGGCAGGGGAGCACAAGCAGCGCAUCACAAUCAACAUUGCAAUUGACGGCUUGCGACUAAGGGACGAAAAAACAGGGGACUCCCUCUACCACCACCCGGUCCACAAAAUCUCCUUCAUCGCUCAGGACAUGACCGACUCAAGGGCCUUUGGCUACAUUUUCGGCUCCCCGGACACCGGCCACCGGUUUUUCGGCAUCAAAACGGACAAAGCCGCCAGCCAAGUGGUUAUAGCCAUGAGGGACUUGUUCCAAGUGGUUUUCGCCCUCAAGAAGAAGGAAAUUGAGUUGGCCAAGCAACAUUUGGACAAGAGUCGGUUCACAAGCUCGCCCCUCUUCUCAGAUUCUGUCUCAGCAUCAAAGCCUGUGAGCCAGGAAAUCGCCAAAAGCGCGGCCAAUGACAGUAAGGCGUCGAAUUCCGAGGGUAAAACGAGCGGGACAGCGGUGGCCGACUUGGUGGACUUGGAGUUGGAGCUGAACAGCCUUCAGCAGGGCCUCAACCAGAUGGAAAGGAUCACUCCGUCUGAUCCGUUCGGCUCGAAGGAUGACCCGUUUGGUGAUAGUUUUACGAGUUAUACUAAGCCGAUUUUGCCACCGCCUCCGUCUUCUGGAAGGGAGAGGUCGAGUCGAAGUUCGGAUUCCAGCAGUGUUUUUAGUCCGCGGACACCGCACACUGCAACCAGUUUGGACGCAAGUUGUGAUAAUAGUUUAAUUAAGUCGAGAGAUGAAAAAAUUAAAAAAGACGCUUUUCCGCAUCAUGACGAUGAUUGGUUCACUCAGUCCACGAAAAGCAUAUUCAAAGAACCUCCCCUAGUGCCUGAACCCACCAAAGAUGAAAAACACGAAAUGACCAAGCAGGAGAUUUUGUCACAAUUUGAUGUUUUCACAGAGUUAGAUCCACUUGGUACUGGUAGAAGUAAGCCAUAUAUUGAUAAGAAACAUUUCUUUCAAGAACUAAAAAACCCGCCAAAAAAAGCUCUCAAUGAUUUGGUGUCCCAAUCCCAGCAGCAAGAGCCGACUUUAUUCCCGAAAAAGCCGCAAAAAAUAUCCAACGAUUUCGCGCCGGACCCCUUCGGCGAAGACCCCUUCGUAACGGAGGACCCCUUCGCCGAAGCGGACCCCUUCGAAACGGAAUUCUCCAGCUUCAAAUCCAAACCACUCAACGACUUCGACACCUUACCAGUGUUCCAACCAGCAACCCUCUCAAAAUCGCCCAAAGGACCAAUCGACCACCAAUCGAACCACGACAAAUUCACAAGACUGCACGAAACCGCCAGCUUGGACAUGUCCUCGGGCUCGGAGUGCGCCCCCGAGCCCCCGCCGCGCCCCGAAGCCACCCUCAUGCAAAUCAAGCCGCCGCCCCUGCCCCCCAAAAAACAAAACGACUUUUCGGUGAAACCCCCGCCCAGGCCGCCCCACGCUGACUACGAUUACAUGGACGAGUACGAAACGGCCCCAAACAGUCUCGAGUUUAUCAAAACUUUGGAUAAAAGCCCCCCCAUUCCGGUGCCAGUUCGCAAAACUAAGUUUGAACCAACUUUCGGGAUAGUUCCAGAACGGCCGAAAAAAACCUUCAGUGUGCAAUCAAGCGAAGAGGAUUAUUUAACACCGGUGGCGCCCGAGCCAAAACGGACGUCCCCGAUUUUGUUACCGCCGCCUCAAAGAUCGCUCAAGAAGCAGAAUAUGCAAGUGACUGUGGCUUCGUAUUUGGAGACGAAGCCGAAUUUAAUUACAAGUACGGCCGAAGGCUUGGACAUAACUUUGAGUCAAUUGACGUUAAGCGGCUUGAAUGAGUUGGCCACCAAGCUGAAUAUUCCGACAAAUCAGUUGAGUAAUAUGACUCUAGUCCAAUUGACUAAUUAUUUGUCGAACUUUAUCAAAUCGAAAAACCAGGCAAGUGCUGUUGAAACGAACAGUAAUACCACGGAGGUGUCGACUUUUAACGCCGAUUUUGCGGCCAAUUUCAACAACUUGAACAGUAACACAAAUGAGUCGUACGAUCGUUAUGCCGUUUUCCGCGAACUGAUGAACGAAGAGAUCAAGCAAACGAAAAUCGAUACAGAACCGGAGGAGCUCAAGGAAAAGAAAGCCACGUCAGUUGAUACUAAUGUCAAUACAAUUUACAACAAAACUGUUGACAAUGAUGCUAAAGAUAAAUACGCGGCGUUGCGCGAAAUCGUCGAAAGUGAGUUGAAGUUGAGCGAAACGAAGAACGAGAACGAGCAGAAUUUACUGAAUGAAGAAGUGUCAAAGGAUGAGACUGUUAAUAAUGACGAUAAGUUUAGUGAGGAAGGAAAAGUUUCGCCCAAAUUUAAUCUAAUUGAGUAUAGUACUGUUGAUAAGGAGGAAAAAGUGUUAAAGUCGCCAAAAUCGCCGGUUAAUAAAGCUAAAAGUCCGGUCCCUGUGGCCAUUACCGAAAUAAUGCAAAGUAAUGCGAGGCUGAAUUCCGGGUCAUUGUCGGAUGUUGUCAGUGGGAGUUCGCCCGAGGUUGAUAACACGGGGAGCAAUUCAGAAAUGGGCAAAAAGCCAGAGGAUGCCGCAGGUGAGAGUUGGGCCAUUUUCGACCAGGGAAAUGUUCCGCCUGAGUCGGUGAAGGAAAAGCAAGCAGUUCAGAGUGAAGAAGGCGUCUCGCCUUGGUCAAGUGAUUCGAAGGAAUUUGGUAAUAAUUCUCCCCCAGAUUGGCGCCGUGGUGAUUCGGAAAGUGGCGGUGAUCGUUGGACGAAACGAAGAGGUAGACGGGACCAAGAAGGCUGGUGGGACACUUCCGCAGAACCAGAAGUGCAAUAUUAUCCCUCUAAUCGCCGGUCUACCGAUAGUUACGAGGAUGAGUAUUACGAAUGUUACGAGAAACCGAGACGUCGGAAACAGACGGUUUACGUUCAUGGUGGAAGUCAAGGCGCUGGUGGACAUUCCUCAAGUUCCCGAGAUGUGAGUCCUUGGGAGGAAGAACCCAGACGACGGGAUCAGAGAGCAGGAUGGGUAAAACAUGCGAGACAACAUUCGUUUGAAAAACACAGGGAUCGGAGACAUACCGAUAGUUGGGAUGAUGAAGAUGAUUACGAAUACGAAGACGAACAUGUGCCGCGAUUCCAUCGCCAAAAAUGGGAGAUUGAGAGAGAACGGUAUAACGCACCACCAAAUCGGGAACAUGACUUAGACAAGUGGGAAAGUCAAUGGAGCGAAGAUAGGAGACAUAGGCGGAGACGUGAAGGAGAGAGGGAUCGGUGGUGUUGUCCAGACUGGGAUGUGGGGGAGCAUGAAAAACCUGUAAACAGAUACGGUAGUAAUCGCUGGACGAAUAUGGACGGUCCUCCCGGAAUGUGGCGAGAACGCAAACACGACGAGCGUUAUUACAGUCGCGAAUCACAAGAAUCUCCCUGGGAAGACGAAUAUUCGAACGAAGCCGAAGAAGUUUCAUCCUCUCAUUAUUUAACAGCGAGGAGAAACUGGAAGAGGCCGAGCAGUGCGUCGGAAAUGGACCGAAAAACAGGCGAGAUCAAGUCGCGGCAUUAUUUUGGAGCAGGAGGAAGUGACGGGGAGAGGGACCGCCGGUACAAACCCGGCCGCCGCUCCCGCAGCCGAGACUCGCAAUAUUCGGAGUCUUCCCACCGUCACAAGCCAGAAGGGGGCCCCACACUACGCGGCUCGCACCGAAGUAAGCAGUACGCGAAACAAUUCGAAGCCGAUUUCGCUGAAAUGCCGCCAAAAAAACAAGUUGAUAGUACCAAAUCCGACCACAGCAGCAAUAAGAAAAGCGCCACUUUAGCGAGCAGAAAGAAAAAGGAAAGCCCGAAAGCCGAAGUGAACAUUGUUAGCACAUUCCCUCGGAAAUCAACAUCGCGUGCGAAAUCGUUGUUUGAGAACGAUUUCGUGCCGUCUGAAGACAGUCCAGUGAGUGGGCGUGCGGAUGCGAAAUUUAGCUUUGAAAACGAUUUCGAAACGUCUGAAGCCGAAUCUCCGACUGUUGUCAAUAAACCGCUGAAAGGGUUGCGACAGCAGAGCAUGUUUGAGAAAACAGAUAACGAGUUCAGUAAAGAGAGUUUUCGGCAAAGGUCACUUAAAGAGUUGAAAUUGUCGCCUCGGACGCACCCCAAGCAGAAAUCUUUAUUUGAAGAUGAUUUUUCCCCAAGUGGGAAACCCGACCCGUUACCUGAAGACAGUGGCAUAUCAAGCAUCAAGGAGGAGGCGGAUCCCAACGAUAAAGAAAGCUCAUUUAGCACAAACAAUGCAACGAAUUCUCGGAAAAAGAAACUCAAUAAAAAUAGGCUCUCCAAUAACUUUCAGUCUGAUAUUAAUAUAAAAAAGUCUGAAUCUGUAAAUAUUUUCGCGCGGGAAAGCGAUCCAUUCGAUGAUGAUUUUUUUAGCGAAAACGUGGCUAGUCAUGACGGACACCACCAUUCGGAGACUUCUCCGAAAACGACGGAUCUCAAGUGGACUGAUGAUUUUGAAGAUUUUGAUAUUGAAGAAAAAAACUGAGCGAUUUGAUUGUGCACUAACGAGGGCCUCACUCAAAUUGCUUCCUACGUCGUCUAAAUUAAUGUUAUUGUUACAUAAUAUAAUGCUAGAAGAGCUCGUACUAAGUUAGAUGUAUUUAUUUAUACUUAAAUAAGGAUUUUUAACUAUGUGAUUCUAUGAUUCCAUGUCAAUGCGAACUCUUCGCAUGCGUACCGCCAGUGGAAGUUUGAUUUGUAAAUUAAUCCUUUUUUCACUGUAAUUUCUACCUCUGUUUUAAAUAUAUCAACUUUAAUUUAUUGUUA